Molecule: messenger RNA, 1080 nt
Organism: Adineta steineri
Lineage: Eukaryota; Metazoa; Rotifera; Eurotatoria; Adinetida; Adinetidae
Source: the annotation of a GenBank genome assembly
AUGGAACAAGAUGAAGAAUGGUUUGAAACUAUACCUUUACCGAAUUCAUAUAUUGUUCGUCCAAGAACAACACUUCAAUCUCCAUUAUAUCCAAUAAAUAAGAUACGAGAUGAUAUUUGUAUUAAAGAUAGUCCUUUAACAGGAUUAGAUUAUUUAUAUAAUAUACGAAAUUAUAUAUGGAAUCGAGAAACAAAUCGUUUUUGUGGACGUGAUGGUCUUGAUUGGGCAAAACUUGGUUGUUAUUAUUCUUGUUUUUUAUUUAUAUUAGGUGUUAUAUCGUCAAGUUUUGUCAUUGUUUAUAUUUUAUUACUUGAUAAAAAAACACCAAGAAGAUUGGGCAAUGAAAGUGCAUUAGCAUUUGAUAAUGGCAUUAAUCCAGGUCUUGGUUUUCGACCACAAUUGUAUAUGGAUCGUACUCUUUUACAAUGGCGUACUUCUCGUAAAACUGGUCAUCAAUCAGUAGCAGAAAUGGUUGAUAAUGUACAUCAAUGGGGUUCAACUUUUGGUCUUGUAGAUACACAUCAUCAACAACAGAUUGAUUGUUCAGCAAUAAAACCUGAAUUAUUAAUAAAUUAUUUUCGUCAAGGUCUUUCAUGUAUAUUUUUAACAACUGAUGUUAAACCAGGUCCAAAUCCAUGUUCGAAACCAAAAAAUUAUGGUUAUAAUAAAGGUCGUCCAUGUGUUGCUCUUAAAAUAAAUCGUGUAUUUGGUUGGAUACCAGAACCUUAUCAAUCGAAAGAUGAAGUACCUCUUGAAAUUCGUCAUUUAUGGCAACCGAUUAUGAAGAAUUUUGUUUUAAUUAAAUGCUUCGGACAAUAUCCAACCGAUCAAGAUCUUAUUUAUCAAGUCGAUCAUAUAUCAAUAUUAGGUAAUAAAGCUAUUGGUGGUAUACCAACAUAUUAUUUUCCAUUUUUAAAUCAACCCGGUUAUCGUCAACCAUUUGUUUGGGCACAAUUUGUUAAAGUUGAAUCAAAUGUUUUAUUGAAUAUAAUAUGUCGUGCUUAUGCAAAGAAUAUUCGGCAAAGUACUAACAUUGAAGAUAUGACUGGUGCUGUACAUUUUGAAAUAUUUUUUCAAUAG